UCAACAGGUGUUGUGUGCGCCGCGAUGCUGCUGUCGUAGCCGUUAGCUACCAGAAGAAGUCUUCUCAUUGAAAAAAGAAAUUUUAUUUUUCGCGAAACAAACAUAAACCCUUUUAUUGGCUGAUAAUAAUGAAGGUACUAUUAGCACUUGCGCUGCUGUCAGCGGCAUCAGUAGCAACAAGUGGUUCACCAACAACACCGGCCGGCGAAUUGCCCAAGCCAAGUUACGCGCGUACCAUGCUAAAAGUGUCGCGUAGCUUGCCAGGCGAAACGGAGGAAUUGAAAAUACGCACUAGCAAGGGUAACUUGGCGACUUUAAUAGUCAAACGUCGAGAGAAGUCUGUGUCGAGUGGUUUGAGCCAAGUAUCGACUACGACAACAAAAUCAGUUGAACCAAUUACAACGACGACGACGACGACGACAAGCAGUCCAGUGAGUUCGAGUACCGAUUACAAAAACGUUAAUAUCGAUCCAUGGAGUCGUUUGCAAACAUGGAGUAGCGUAUCGGAUAACAGUAAUGAAGAGUCCAAAAGUUGGGUUCCAGUUAGUCGUAGUUUCGAUUCAUGGAAACCUGUAGAGCAACCAGCUACCACGCAAUGGCGAAGCUUUCAAAGCCAACCGGCCGACCAAGGUGACGAGCAAAUAGUACGUUACGCUUUCUUGCCACACGAGCCACCGAAACGCACCAAUAUUGGUGCGAAUUUGAUGAAAAAUCGAGAUGCCAAGAAUGUACCAGCUGAGAUUAUUAUCAGAUCAGAAUUGAACGUUAAAUCACAACCAUCCUUACAAUCCAAACGAUUGACUAUCGACCCUGACGGCACACCUGUUGUUCAUGGUAGACGCGUUCCCGACGAGCCAAUUGAUAAGAUUCAAGUGUGGAGAAAUGCAAGAGUUAUCAAUGAUCACCUGGUUACUGAGACAACUACAAGUACCAGAGAACUGAUUGCUACCGAACAGCAGAACUUUGAGCGAUUCUUCGAGGAUGUCAAUAAGAGAUACGGCAAAGCGCCAGACGAUAAAUCGGAAGCAGCAAAAUCCUAUCACAACGAAGUACUAGCCGCUGAAAUCUACGAGUCAGCCGAAGAAAGCUACCGGCCAAGUAGUCGCAAACGUAUGCUUCAGCCAGAACUCCCAGCCAACUAUCCAAAUUCCCGAAUGUAUACACCGUCUGAUUCACCAGUACCUAGUGUCAAGCCCGGAACGCGAGCUCCAGUUUUGCAAUAUGCUCAUCCCGAAUUAGGAGUACAACCCGCAAAGAUUGUGAAAAAUGACAAGAAAAAGCACAAUGAAGAAGCAUUGAUGAAAAAUGAAGGCACCAUGAGACAUCAUCAGUAUCAAAAUACUUACCAGACACCAGGCCAUCAUAACGGCGAGUAUAGACAGAAGAAGAAAUACGUGCUAAACGACAAGAAUAUCGUCGACUCGUACACCAAUUACAAGAAUUACUAUCCGGCUAACCAAUUUUACGGAUUGAAGAGGCCUAUCGUCGAACCGCCAUUGUGGAUAAGAAUCUCCGAGAACAUCAAGUCUGGAUUCUCUGAUGGUGUUGCUAAGGUAUCGGAAUACACGAAACCAGUGAUCGAUCCGCUUGUCGAAGCCACUCGUAAGAUCUCGGAGAACCUCGGAUUGUCAAAUCCACGUUCACAAGAUUCUGCACAAGACAAAGUCGGUACAGUUGCUAGUACCGGAACUUCAGUUCUUAUUCCAGCCUUAGGACUCAUGGCCAGUGGUGCAGCUUUAGGUAUCGGUGCUGUUGCUGUAGGCCGUUAUCUCGACGUUGAUGUUCUCAAGAGAUCAAGUGAUGGAACUGUUCAGGUUAUCGAUGGCGAAGAGAAAGCACGGGCAUUGAAUAUUAUUCGGCAACUAGAACAGGAUAACCGUGUGCCGACGGGUGAGAGACAGUACAAUGUUGGUGAUGAUAUUUACGUAUUGAUGCAGCAAAAUUCUGCAAGAGAUAAUGCUGCGAGAAGAAAGAGAAGUGUAACUGAUGAGAGGCAAAUGCAACGUAAAGGUGCCGAUCAAAUAGCGGAAAUCGUAGAAAUCGACUUACCACUGCGAUCGGUCAAUGAUACAACGAACGACAAGGGCAAUGACGUGCAAAUCCAAAACGAGGAUGAUUUCGCCAAGGCCAUUGUCCGGCAUACUUUUGAAGCUAUCACCAAAUCAGAACAAAUCAAAAGCCAGUUAACCGAAAAUAAGGAAUCAGAGACAAGAACAAGGCGGCGAAAACGAAGUUUGAGCGAUACUGAGUUGGAAGACGCGUUACAGAAUUUGGAGAAUGCUGAAAUUGCAGAAGUCAGUCACAUACCUGGUGAUUGGACGAAUACACCCUGUGCUAAGCGAAUAUUUUGUGACGCUAUGGUCAAACGUGGAUCAGAUGUUUAUAUGUUUAUGGAGAAGAAGAUGUCUGGACUGCUUAGGAUGAUACAACCAGUAGCAGCUGUCCAGGUGUCAAGUCAUUUUGACGAGGUGAUGGAGGCGGUAAGACGCCACGACUGCUCGGUAUUCUCGUGUCCCCAGGCGAGGCCAGCCAACGUUUUCUUUUGAGCAAGUGCUUGACUGUUUUUUCAUUCGUUCCUGAAAGGGCUAAGACUGCGAAAUGAAAAUGUACGAGCUCAACGUCACACCUGUACAUAGAUGCUCUUCACGUGCUAAAGAUGAGCGAGACAUUUCUUGUUCUACAUAAUAUCUUCUAUUUAAAAUCAGUAAAACAGUCAGAACGAUGUCUAUACAUCGUGAUAAUUUAAGUAAAUUAAUUUUAUUAUUUACCAUUAUCUAUUAUGUAUCGAGCACAAACGCAGAAUCUUUUAAGUUAAAAGUACGCGUUAUAUGUUUAACUAUUCCUCUACAUGUUGUUUCGUGCUUAACUUGAAAUACGUACUUCUGUUA
Phymastichus coffea is the source of this 2888-nucleotide messenger RNA. RefSeq lists its product as uncharacterized. The record is from RefSeq and is a predicted model, not a curated record. The coding region runs from base 129 to 2546 and encodes 805 amino acids. NCBI's taxonomy places the organism in Eukaryota, Metazoa, Arthropoda, Insecta, Hymenoptera, Eulophidae. The transcript is spliced from 8 exons.